UAAUUCUUUAUGCACCUUAUAUAUUAAGGUAGAAACAUAAUUAAAAUAUGAAUACAAAAUUGAAAUUUAAGAAGAAAGUCCCGUUAAUACGACACAAAAUGAUAUUCAUAGGUUUUUUUUUUAAUAUAUAGAAGAUUGUCAUAACACUGCACGACCAAAAAAUUAGAGUUGAGAUCACAAGGUCCACAAAGGUAUUGCCCUUACUAAUGUAAUGAUCUAUGUUUCCAAUUCCACAACCCAAAAAAAUAAAGUGAAAAGAAAAAAAAGACUCAAUUCGUUCUUCUGACCUCUAAACAAGAAGUGGGAGAAUAGUUGAAGCAAGGCUCGACCUUUUUAGCUAACAUCACUGCGAAGUGCCUCAAACCACAAAACCCAGUUCCUAGUUCUACACUGCGAUUCAUUAAUGGAGGAUAAAGCAGUUGCUGUGAUCUUGGUCGGUGGGCCCACCGAAGGAACUACAUUUCGUCCGUUAUCAUUCAAUACUCAAAAACCCUUGUUUCCUAUUGCUGGCCAUCCUAUGAUCCACCAUCAAAUUUCUGCUUGCAAAACUAUACCAAAUUUGGUUCAAAUAUAUCUCAUUGGAUUAUAUGAAGAGCGUGAUUUUGCUUUGUAUGUGUCUUCAAUCUCAAAUGAACUGAAAGUUCCGGUUAGAUAUUUGAAAGAAGACAAACCACAUGGGUCUGCUGGUGGACUGUAUCAUUUUCGAGAUCUGAUUAUGGAAGAUGGGCCGUCACAUAUGAUUCUUCUGAAUUUUGAUGUCUGCUGCAGUUUCCCGCUAGCAAAGAUGCUUGAUGCCCACAGGAGAUAUGGUGGUAUGGGUACAUUAUUAGUAAUUAAGGUUUCUGCUGAAUCGGCCAACCUGUUUGGUGAGUUGGUUGCCGAUUCUGAUACAAAAGAGUUAUUACACUACACAGAAAAGCCUGAGACAUUUGUUAGUGAUUUGAUAAAUUGUGGCAUAUAUGUAUUUACUCCAGAAAUAUUUUCGGCUAUCCAGGGUGUGCUUGCCAAUCGGGAAGACAAAGGAUCUUUACGUCGCCUGUCCAAUUACGAGUCAUUGCAUUCAGCUACAAGGGCCCUCCCUGCAGAUUUUGUAAGAUUGGACCAGGACAUUUUGUCUCCUUUGGCUGGAAAGAAACAAUUGUAUACCUAUGAAACAUUGGAUUUCUGGGAACAAAUUAAGACUCCCGGCAUGUCCUUGAAAUGUUCUGGGUUGUAUCUUGCUCUAUUUCAGCAGAAUGCUCCCCAUCUUCUGGCUAGUGGGGAUGGUACAAAGAAUGCUACUAUUGUAGGUGAUGUUUAUAUCCACCCAUCAGCUAAAGUACAUUCGACUGCUAAGAUUGGUCCAAAUGUGUCAAUAUCAGCUAAUGUUCGCAUAGGACCUGGUGUAAGGCUUGUAAACUGCAUCAUUUUGGAUGAUGUUGAGAUUCAGGAAAAUGCACUUGUUACUCAUGCUAUUAUUGGAUGGAAGUCUUCAGUUGGGAGAUGGUCACGUGUUCAGGCUGAUGGUGAUUACAACUCUAAGCUUGGAGUUACAAUCCUUGGAGAAUCUGUUAAUGUAGAAGACGAAGUUGUUGUCAUAAACUGCAUUGUUCUUCCAAACAAGGUUCUGAACGUCAGCAUGCAAGAAGAGAUCAUAUUAUAGUUACGGAAGCAUUUUCUCACAUGACUGAGAGUGGGCAGAAAAAUGUCUGCGUUAAAUGUACUUGUUUUGUAACUAGUGAUAGCUGUCCGAGACGUGAUGCUUUGACUGAUAAAACAUCUUGAGCAAUACAUACAGAAUCUCUAAUUUCUGAAAUACUGGUUAAAAACAAAUCUCCAUGUAUCUAUCUUUGCAAAAUAGUUUUGCAAACAUGUUUUUUUUACUGUACCAAUCUGAUUGAACAAGUGAAAUUUUAUACUGUAUAAAACUUGAUUAUAUUUUUGCC
This is a messenger RNA of Chenopodium quinoa (quinoa), 1925 nucleotides long. RefSeq names its product mannose-1-phosphate guanyltransferase alpha-like. Gene Ontology annotation, biological process: biosynthetic process. NCBI's taxonomy places the organism in Eukaryota, Viridiplantae, Streptophyta, Magnoliopsida, Caryophyllales, Amaranthaceae. The record is from RefSeq and is a predicted model, not a curated record. Gene Ontology annotation, cellular component: cytoplasm. The coding region runs from base 404 to 1642 and encodes 412 amino acids. The transcript has 15 exons.